This is a messenger RNA of Brachypodium distachyon (stiff brome), 1648 nucleotides long. Its product is annotated as fructose-bisphosphate aldolase 5, cytosolic. Gene Ontology annotation, cellular component: cytosol. Bases 275 to 1381 code for a protein of 368 amino acids. The record is from RefSeq and is a predicted model, not a curated record. The transcript has 3 exons. Gene Ontology annotation, molecular function: fructose-bisphosphate aldolase activity. NCBI's taxonomy places the organism in Eukaryota, Viridiplantae, Streptophyta, Magnoliopsida, Poales, Poaceae. Gene Ontology annotation, biological process: fructose 1,6-bisphosphate metabolic process; glycolytic process.
GCCGCUCGGCUCCCCUAUCCGGGAACGGGUGACGGGCGCUGGGGCGAGCGAGUGAUUCCGCUCGGGUGUUUGGUAUAUCCUCCCGGCCUUCUGGGGUUUAUAAGGGGAGAUAGACACACACUUAGCCAGCAAAAGGCCUCAGAAAAGUGUGAGCAGAGCAGCCAAGCGUUUGGAUUUUGCCCCUUUAUCUGGUCCGGUCAAGGCCAAGGGUCGAUCGCCAUGUCUGCCUUCGUGGGAAAAUACGCAGCACGGGAUUCAGGGACAAGCUCGUGCCAUGUUAUCAACCUUGUGCCGCUCACUCACGUACCAUGUCCAUAUAUGCACAGAUGAGCUGAUCAAGACGGCCAAGUACAUCGCCACUCCCGGUAAAGGCAUCCUGGCAGCCGACGAGUCCACAGGCACCAUCGGCAAGCGUCUCGCCAGCAUCAGCGUGGAGAACGUGGAGUCCAACCGCCAGGCGCUCCGUGAGCUCCUCUUCACGACGCCAGGCGCCGUCGAAUACCUCUCGGGCGUCAUCCUCUUCGAAGAAACGCUCUACCAGAAGUCCUCCGACGGCACCCCCUUCGUGGACAUCCUGAAGGCCGGCAACGUGGUUCCGGGGAUCAAGGUGGACAAGGGCACCGUGGAGAUCGCCGGCACCGACGGCGAGACCACCACGCAGGGGCUCGACUCCCUCGGCGCCCGCUGCGCCAAGUACUACGAGGCCGGCGCUCGCUUCGCCAAGUGGCGCGCCGUGCUCAAGAUCGGCGCUGCCGGGGAGCCGUCGGAGCUCGCCGUCAAGCAGAACGCUGAGGGGUUGGCGAGGUACGCGCUCAUUUGCCAGGAGAAUGGGCUUGUCCCCAUUGUGGAGCCGGAGAUUCUGACGGAUGGAGGGCAUGAUAUUAAGGUCUGUGCCGCGGCCACUGAGCGCGUGCUGGCUGCUGUUUAUAAGUCGCUUAAUGACCAUAAGGUCCUCCUUGAGGGCACCCUCCUUAAACCCAACAUGGUCACCCCCGGCUCCGACAGCCCCAAGGUUGGGGCGGAGGUGAUAGCGGAGUACACGGUGGCGGCGCUGAGGCGCACGGUGCCGCCGGCGGUGCCGGGGAUCGUGUUCCUGUCGGGCGGGCAGAGCGAGGAGGAGGCGACCAAGAACCUGGACGCCAUGAACAAGCUGGCGGUGGGGAAGCCAUGGACGCUCACCUUCUCCUUCGGCAGGGCGCUGCAGCAGAGCACGCUCAAGAAGUGGGGCGGCAAGAAGGAGAACGUCGCCGCCGCGCAGGCCACCUUCCUCGCCCGGUGCAAGGGCAACUCCGAGGCCACGCUCGGCAAGUACGCCGGCGCCGGAGCCGGAGGGGACGCCGCCGCGUCCGAGAGCUUGCACGUCGCCGGCUACAAGUACUAGUCACGCUGCGUGCGUCGAUGCGCACAAUGGUGGAGAAUAGUAAGACGGGUCGCGGCGCAAACCCGUGUGUGACGCUCGGCACGGCACACGGAUUGCGUCGAGAUUCGUGCAGAUAUAUGUGCUUCCUUUCAUUCUGCCGUGUACUUAAAUUUCUCUCUCUCCCCCUUCCCCUCCUGGGUCCAUUUUAACCAAAAAUACUAAUGAUAUAUAUACGUGGUCUCUGAAUGCAACACUGUUCUUAUAAAUUCGAGCUUGUUUCAUGUGAAA